AUGUCUAUCUCCCACCCAACGCCUCCUCUCCUCCUUACGAAGCGCCUCACGGCCUUUCUCAACGCGAAUCGAACUCCUCAGCUUCCCACACUUCUUCUUACGAGUCCUCACGGCAAGCUCCUCGCCCACGCGAGCCCGCACCCCGUCGCCUCUCUCCGAACGCAUGCCACUGUCGCUGCCUCACUUCUCGCCAUACACUCAACCUCCGCACCUGCGCUCGCCGCGUCGUUACCCGGUUCGCGCACGCCCGAUCCUAUCGGCAGCUCGCCGCCUGAAGAGGAGGACCUGGACGACGAGACAGAUCACUUGUCGCAGAGCCAGCAGCUCGAUUCGCAUAAAUCUGGCAAAGGAAGAGGCAUCAAGCCAGCCACUGUCACGGUCCAGCUUACGAGUGGUACUGUCGUCAUUCGCAGGUUGAAGUGCGGUCUUCUCUUUGUUUGUGUCGGGCCUGCAAACCCUGACGUUGCAGAGCACGGUGGGCCUAACCUGCACGAUCUUCAAGUUCCUCCUGGCGAGUCUCCGCACGUUGGCAGUCCAGAUGGCGCGGAUAGCAUCUUGAGUACCGGCGCGCAGACAACAGCCAGUCUUGAUAGCACCACCGGUUCUGCCGCAGCGGUGGCUGCCCUUCGCCGUCAUGCCGCUGAGCUAGCGCGUUGGCUUGACGACAAGCUAGGUACGCUCACUGUUCCAGAGGAGGGUGUGGGUGUGGAAUGA
Fusarium coffeatum is the source of this 714-nucleotide messenger RNA. RefSeq lists its product as uncharacterized. Lineage: Eukaryota; Fungi; Ascomycota; Sordariomycetes; Hypocreales; Nectriaceae. Bases 1 to 714 code for a protein of 237 amino acids. The record is from RefSeq and is a predicted model, not a curated record. The transcript has a single exon.